Messenger RNA from Symbiodinium pilosum, 2451 nucleotides. Lineage: Eukaryota; Dinophyceae; Suessiales; Symbiodiniaceae. The record is from the annotation of a GenBank genome assembly.
AUGUGCGUGAAAGCGCAGGAUGAUGUCACUGGCGAAGACUCCACAGUGCUGGUCUUCUCCGACUGCGCUGAUGAACCGGGGAAGAAUCUCCACUUCUCUGAAGUGGAGGGCACCUACCGCUUUCAGCUAGGAAGGCAGUGCGCGCACCCAGACGACGGCGCGGAAGCCUCCUCAGAGCCGCGGCUGAGCUUCCCUGCCGACUGCAGCUCCAAGAGGCACAUCCUGAGCUUCCAAAAGCUUGCAGAGGACGAACAGCUUCCGGGAUUUCUGAUACAGUCCGUGGGAGGUGCAGUCCAGUACUGCAUCCAUCCAUACCAGGGCAGCGAAAGUCCAAGCGAUGGCACAGAGCUCAUCAAUCACAUCCAGUGCGAUCGUGGCCGCCGGGCCCUGCGCUUUCGUGUCGGGGAUCCAGAGACACUCUCCAGAGAGGAGCCCAAACUGAAGAAGGCCUUAGGCAAUCCGCUGAUACCAGUGCCGACGGAGGAGCCAUGCUCCUACUAUGGUGAGGGCAGAUCACAGAGCUCACGGCCCGGAAAGCCAUGCCUUCCGCCUCCACCUUUCUGGCCCUACACCGGCCUCACCGAGUGGAGGACGGAGCUGGGGCGCCGGGCCCUGGCCGCGGUUACGCCAACAGAUGACGUGUCAGAGGCCAAGUGCGGUGGCUACUACCUGCUUGGCGAUCAGACCUGGUGCAACAGAGCCUUCGAUGGUAGUCACGGCCACGGUCAACUUGGCUUGUCCUUCGGCAUAGAGGAACGGGACAUCUGGGGAGAACUGGUGACACAGAAAUUUGGUCUGCCUGUGCAUCUCUUCGAUUGCUACAUUCCUCUGGAGCGAUCACCUCCAAUGUCUGGAACAGCGCCCAACAACUCAGCAACAUGCGCGAAAAAUCAUUUGGGCGAGCCAAAGUUGGACCCGAUCUGCUACGGGGCAAGCUACUAUCCGCACCGGAGCUGUUUAGCGGGGCAGGACGUCGUGGUCGAGAAGCGGCACUUCGUCACCCUUGAGGAAGCUGUCGAUGAAACCAAGCAAUUACUCCGAGAGGGUCACACGGCCAUCUUACAGGUGGUCCGCUACACUGAUGACUCAGCGGGCGAUGCCUUUGCUGUCUUCCGCAAGGGCGUUGUACGUGCGGAUGCAAGCCGGAGCACGGGAAGCCCAGGAAGCCCACGAAGCCUGCUGCAGGAGUUAGACAAGAAACCCAAGGUCUUGGCGUUCCUUGCAGAAUUUGCUCAAUGCAGAAGGCCGCACCGAAGGCAGAUUGCGAAUGUGGCCAGCAUCCUCCUGAAGAGCGCAGCCUGGUGGGAAGCUGCUGAGGCCUGUGGCUUUUUGCGGAAACUCCCGGAUGACAUGGAGCUUCAAUUGGAGGCACCUGCGAAACCGCCUGAAGUUCGUGAAGGUCACAGUGCACCCAGCGGUCCUAGCGCACCGGCUCCAGCGCCUCAAGGGCUCGAAGGGCCUGAGGGUGAGGCCGGCGAGGCCGGCGAGGCUCGCAGCGCCGCCCUGGAUGCUGUGCUCUCGGCCAUUGCUGCACUGCGGCGCUUGGAUUUCGAAAGAGUCUUCGAAGAACGGCCGCUUGAAGAACGGGAUUCGGAGGAGCGACGAAGAGAAGCUGCGGCAAAGCUGCAGCAGCUUGCACAAGGAUUGCAUCUCGUGGCUGAGUUCUCCCGAAUCGACCAGCAGGUGGUGGCUCGCUUGGAACCGAAGCUGCCCAUCUUCCGGUUCUUGCUGUUGGCCUUCGAGCAGCUUCCAGGUCAACGAGAGCAAGUGCUUUUGGUCCUCCGCUUGCUCCUGGAGACUCCGGCCUUGGCUGCUUGGCCGCAUGCCGUUGAAGCUGACCACGAGCUCCGUGAGGCUCUCGGAGCUUUCGGCCUCGGCCUGUCUCCGGUGUCUCGCUCGAGCCACUCCGGGCCCUCCGAGUACUCGGCGGAAAGCCAGCCAAGCGAGGAGCCGCGUUCAUGUUCCCAAAGCCAUGCAAGGUGGAUGUGGCAAGAUGCUGGCCGUGGUUAUGGCGGGCCUAUCGGGGCCGGCCUGGCGCGGCUGAACCCCGCGCGCUGGAGCCAGCUGCUUCCCACAGACAAGGUCAUCGACGAGUUGUGCCAGUUCCUGGGCACGGGCUCUGAGGAAAGACCUGUCAGACUGGAGGCGGUGCGCACGCUGGACAUGGAGAUCCACUUCGGCUUCGGCAGUGCUGCGGAGCUGCCGCAAUACAAGGCCCUCGGUUUGCAGGAGAAGUUGACGCGCCAGGUCUCCAUCAUGGAGGGUCUCCGAAAGAGGUUUUUCUGUACAGGAUCCACGCUGGAAGUUUACCGACAAGGCUGGAGCCCACAGGACAACUGCGGCGUGCAGCCCUGCGGCGAGCCUCCCGUGUACCUCCCAAAUGGCUUUUCGGUGACCGCCUUUGCAGUGAGCUAUGUACACAAAGAGAUCGUGGGCGUCAGCGCGAACUGA